This is a messenger RNA of Panicum hallii, 929 nucleotides long. RefSeq names its product peptide methionine sulfoxide reductase B1, chloroplastic. The transcript is spliced from 5 exons. Gene Ontology annotation, cellular component: cytoplasm. The coding region runs from base 68 to 703 and encodes 211 amino acids. Gene Ontology annotation, biological process: response to oxidative stress; protein repair. The record is from RefSeq and is a predicted model, not a curated record. NCBI's taxonomy places the organism in Eukaryota, Viridiplantae, Streptophyta, Magnoliopsida, Poales, Poaceae. Gene Ontology annotation, molecular function: peptide-methionine (R)-S-oxide reductase activity.
UUUUCUUGUUCCCAGCGUGCGCCAAAAAACAUCAGAGCCCCCUGCCACAAAAGCUGACCGAAUACCGAUGGCGGCCCGGUGCUACACGGCUGCCGUGGUCUCCUCUCCCAUAGCAGGAGCCCCCAGCCUCCCCUCUUUCCUCCCCGCAACCGCCGCCGCGGCGCUUCCCUCGUCGCGUCCAAGAUCGAGAGGAGCGUGGCCGUGCGGAGGAGGGCACCGCCACAGGCGAGCCGCCGUCCGCGCCAUGGGCUCCGCACCAUCGUCGUCGUCCCCGUCACCGCAAACGCCGCCAGGACAAGCCCAAGAGAAAGCGGACUAUAAAUCCCUAAGUGAAGAGGAGUGGAAGAAGCGGCUGACUAAAGAGCAGUAUUACGUUACUCGGCAGAAGGGCACGGAGAGAGCAUUCACUGGGGAAUACUGGAACACUAAAACCUCCGGCAUUUAUUACUGUGUCUGCUGUGACACGCCUCUAUUUGAAUCAUCGACCAAGUUCGACAGUGGUACUGGAUGGCCCUCCUACUAUAAACCGAUUGGCGACAAUGUGAAGAGCAAGCUUGAUAUGUCAAUCAUAUUCAUGCCCCGGACCGAGGUGCUUUGUGCUGCCUGUGACGCCCAUCUGGGGCAUGUCUUUGAUGAUGGGCCACCACCGACAGGGAAGAGAUACUGCAUCAAUAGCGCAUCUCUCAAACUGAAGCCACAAUAAUCGCUGGAUGCUUUAAGACGAAGUCAACUGUAACUUCUACCUGUUCAUAACGGGAUGUUUCGAUGUAUUUAACUUUGUUACGUGUGCAUGUAAAGUAUUAAGAGUGAAUUACCAAUAACAUAAAUGCUAAUAUUGCAGCAUUGUAGUCCCUUGUUACGUGUGCAUGUAAAGUAUUAAGAGUGAAUUACUAAUAAGAUAAAUGCUACUAUUGCAGCAUUGUAGUCUC